CAACAAGCGCCGUGCGCCGCGCCCCCUGUCAGGGACAGCCAUUGUUCCGCCGGUCGCGCCGGUCGCGCCGGAGCUGGGUUGCUCCUGCACCCCUGUGUAAGUCCUGGUACCUCCUUCAAGCUGGGAGAGGGCCCUGGUUCUGAACACUCUGGGGUUCUCGGGUGCAGGCCGCCAUGAGCAAACGGAAGGCGCCGCAGGAGACUCUCAACGGGGGAAUCACCGACAUGCUCACGGAAAAGCAGCAUCUGUUAUAGCAAAAUACCCAUACAAAAUAAAGAGUGGAGCUGAAGCUAAGAAAUUGGGUAAUGAAACUGCCUGGAGUAGGAACAAAAAUUGCUGAAAAGAUUGAUGAGUUUUUAGCAACUGGAAAAUUACGUAAACUGGAAAAGAUUCGGCAGGAUGAUACGAGUUCAUCCAUCAAUUUCCUGACUCGAGUUAGUGGCAUUGGUCCAUCUGCUGCAAGGAAGUUUGUAGAUGAAGGAAUUAAAACACUAGAAGAUCUCAGAAAAAAUGAAGAUAAAUUGAACCAUCAUCAGCGAAUUGGGCUGAAAUACUUUGGGGACUUUGAAAAAAGAAUUCCUCGUGAAGAGAUGUUACAAAUGCAAGAUAUUGUACUAAAUGAAGUUAAAAAAGUGGAUUCUGAAUACAUUGCUACAGUCUGUGGCAGUUUUAGAAGAGGUGCAGAGUCCAGUGGUGACAUGGAUGUUCUCCUGACCCAUCCCAGCUUCACUUCGGAAUCAACCAAACAGCCAAAACUGUUACAUCAGGUUGUGGAGCAGUUACAGAAGGUUCGUUUUAUCACAGAUACCCUGUCGAAGGGUGAGACAAAGUUCAUGGGUGUUUGCCAGCUUCCCAGUAAAAAUGAUGAAAAAGAAUAUCCACACAGAAGAAUUGAUAUCAGGUUGAUACCCAAAGAUCAGUAUUACUGUGGUGUUCUCUAUUUCACUGGGAGUGAUAUUUUCAAUAAGAAUAUGAGGGCUCAUGCCCUAGAAAAGGGUUUCACAAUCAAUGAGUACACCAUCCGUCCCUUGGGAGUCACUGGAGUUGCUGGAGAACCCCUGCCAGUGGAUAGUGAGAAAGACAUCUUUGAUUACAUCCAGUGGAAAUACCGAGAACCCAAGGACCGGAGUGAAUGAGGCCUGUGUCCUCCCUGGCAGACACAGCACAAUAGGAGUCUUAAUUUAUUUCUUAACCUUUGCUAUGUAAGGGUCUUUAGUGUUUUUAAAUGAUUGUUUCUUCUUCAUGCUUUCGCUUGCAAUGUAGUCAAUAAAACCUUGUGUACUGUUAUUGGA
Messenger RNA from Macaca mulatta (Rhesus monkey), 1292 nucleotides. Lineage: Eukaryota; Metazoa; Chordata; Mammalia; Primates; Cercopithecidae. The record is from RefSeq and is a predicted model, not a curated record.